This is a messenger RNA of Symbiodinium sp. CCMP2456, 204 nucleotides long. Lineage: Eukaryota; Dinophyceae; Suessiales; Symbiodiniaceae. The record is from the annotation of a GenBank genome assembly.
GAGUUGCAAGAGCUGCUGGUCCAAGACGAGUCCUUCCGGGAUGCCAACAUCGCCUUCUGCAGUGAGCCUGCCAUUGCCUGUGUAUCGAUGCAUCGCGCCGGCAAGCCCAUCGUAGGCUACUUCGGUGUCCACGUGGCCUUCUUGGUGCCGCAGGCUUGGAACCAGAAGAAGCUUUACGAAAUCUUCCGGGACGAGCUGGCAGAG